AUGAAUAGAAAACUCACCACUCUGGAUUAUUAUGUAGCAGUUGGAGUUUCUGAUAAUCCUGAGCUAGAUGAUAAUUUGAGCUAUCAAAAACUCAUUGGGAAGUUGUUGUAUGUGACCAUCACUAGACCAGAUAUUUGUUUUGCAGUUCAGAUGCUCAGUCAGUUUAUGCAAAGGCCUAAAUAUUCUCAUUUGGAUAGUUCUUUGAGGAUAGUGAGAUAUCUAAAGGAUGCUCCUGAUUUAGGGAUUCUUCUUCCUGCUGGAGACAUCAUUAUUACGGCUGCUUUCUGCGAUGUGUUGGGAAAGACAAGACAAAACACUAGGAGGUUGGUUACAGAGUAUGUGAUUAUGCUUGGAUGUUCCUUAGUAUCAUGGAAAUUCAAGAAACAACACACGAUUAGCAAGAGAUCUGCAGAGACUGAGUACAGGAGCAUGGCUAUUUUCACUGCAGAGAUUAUUUGGUUGACAGGUCUACUCAGAGAUAGUGAUUUUGUUCUGUCCUCAUCUAUGGGGUUGUUUUGUGACAGCAAGCUUGCUGAUUUACUGACCAAAGGACUUACUAGUGCUCAACAUCAUUCUUUGUUGUCCAAGCUUGGAGUGUUUGAUGUCUAUCACCCCUCUAGCUUGAGGGGGAGUAUUGGAUAUUUUUUGUUAGUCUGCUAUCAGUCAGAGAAAUUGUUAAAUGCUACAUUGAAUGCUGUCAGUUUUGAUUGCUCCUCUCAAUUUUUGUUGUUCUUUUAA
This is a messenger RNA of Solanum stenotomum, 738 nucleotides long. RefSeq lists its product as uncharacterized. Bases 1 to 738 code for a protein of 245 amino acids. The transcript has 3 exons. The record is from RefSeq and is a predicted model, not a curated record. Lineage: Eukaryota; Viridiplantae; Streptophyta; Magnoliopsida; Solanales; Solanaceae.